Molecule: messenger RNA, 1234 nt
Organism: Hibiscus syriacus
Lineage: Eukaryota; Viridiplantae; Streptophyta; Magnoliopsida; Malvales; Malvaceae
Product: E3 ubiquitin-protein ligase SINAT3
Exons: 3
Coding region: 157-927 (256 amino acids)
Biological process (GO): ubiquitin-dependent protein catabolic process; multicellular organism development
Cellular component (GO): cytoplasm
Molecular function (GO): protein binding; zinc ion binding; ubiquitin protein ligase activity
Source: RefSeq, a predicted model, not a curated record
UUCAGAUGUGAUUGAUGAUGAUGACAUAAUCAGUUGCCUUCUUUGUCGAAGACCCACAACAACAAUGAGAACAGCAACAGUACCGUGUCACCAGCGGUUCACCCAAGCACCACCAGUGUCCAUGAACUCCUUGAAUGCCCUGUUUGUACCAAUUCUAUGUACCCUCCGAUCCACCAGUGCCAUAAUGGGCAUACACUCUGUUCAACCUGUAAAACAAGGGUACACAAUCGGUGCCCCACUUGUAGACAGGAGCUUGGUGAUAUUAGAUGUCUAGCACUAGAGAAGGUGGCCGAAUCACUUGAAUUGCCUUGCAAAUUUACUUCACUUGGAUGCCCAGAAAUAUUUCCCUACUACAGUAAACUCAAACAUGAGGCCCUCUGCAACUUCAGUCCAUACAAUUGCCCAUAUGCUGGAUCAGAAUGUGCUGCUGUUGGCGAUAUUCCAUUCCUUGUUGCUCAUCUAAGGGAUGACCACAAGGUGGACAUGCACACUGGAUGCACAUUUAACCAUCGUUAUGUGAAGCCUAAUCACCAGGAGGUAGAAAAUGCAACAUGGAUGCUAACUGUAUUUCAUUGUUUUGGCCAGUACUUCUGUCUCCAUUUCGAAGCCUUUCAGCUCGGGAUGGCCCCUGUUUACAUGGCAUUCCUUCAUUUCAUGGGUGACGAGAUUGAAGCCCGCAACUCCAGUUAUAGCCUAGAAGUCGAGGGGAAUGGAAGAAAACUCAUUUGGGAAGGCACCCCAAGAAGCAUAAGAGAUGGCCACCGAAAGGUUAGGGAUAGCCAUGACGGCCUUAUUAUUCAGCGUAACAUGGCGCUUUUCUUCUCGGGAGGGGACAGGAAAGAGUUGAAGCUGCAAGUAACAGGGCGGAUAUGGAAAGAACAACAAAACACAGAAGGUGGUGCCUGCAUACCCAACCUUUGUAGUUAGAAUGUCACAAAUGGAUCCCUGCUGCACACCCCAUGAGAUAGCCUGCCAUUUAUGUCAAAGAUUCUUGAAUUCUGUAUGGAUAUCGAAGACGUAAGCCUUCUCCAUUGUUAACAAUAAGCUUUUUUAGCUUUUCUUUUAGUUGAAAAACGUUGUAUAUAUUCUGCCUUCUCCACAUUUGGUUUCCUUUGAAGACUAAGCCUGCUGAUGUAUCAGCUAAACUGUGUAGCCUAUAGGGUGUCCCCUUUGUGUCUUACUAUUUUUGUAAUUGGUCGGCAACGACUCGAGCCAAUGAUGAUUUGAUUACCUU